Messenger RNA from Rhododendron vialii, 1631 nucleotides. RefSeq lists its product as uncharacterized. The record is from RefSeq and is a predicted model, not a curated record. The transcript has 2 exons. Lineage: Eukaryota; Viridiplantae; Streptophyta; Magnoliopsida; Ericales; Ericaceae. Gene Ontology annotation, molecular function: protein binding. Bases 253 to 1410 code for a protein of 385 amino acids.
AGCUUCGGUGCUCCCUCACGAAUUGGUGGUGUCGGAAGUGCUGACGAGGCUUGCUUGCAAACCUCUGGCGCGAUUCAAGUGUGUGUCUAAUCUCUGGCGUUCAUCCAUCGAGGACGAUUGUUUUCGUAAGGGUCAGGGUCAGGGUCAGGGUUAGGGUCUGGGCCAAAAGGGUUAGGGUCUGUAAGAAAAGAAGAGAAAGGUGGAGGAGUAUUGCAGUUAGAUUUGGCUCACCAAUUCACUGUUAACGGCAAGAUGUACGACGGAUUUACGGAAGUCGUUAAUGGCCUCUUCUGUGCCUACAGAGGUCAUCGCAUGUGGGUUUGCAAGGUCUCUACUAAUUGUUCCAUAGAGCUUCCUCCCUGCUUUAAUUAUUCUCGUCGUCAGAAAUUUAGAUUCUACCUCGGGUUUGAUUGUACUAGAAAGGAAUACAAGUUGCUUAAAUUGUGCUUUCGUAGUGACCCUGGCACUAGGCACGACUUUUAUUUCUCACCGAACUGCGAGAUUCUUACUCUAGGCAAGGAUGAUGAGUGGAGAAGCAUCCCCAGUGGCAUUCCAAUUGACAUCUGGGGCGAAAGCGUUUUCCUCCAUGGAAGUAGCACUCUCUUUUUCUGGCCCCAGGUUACACGCACUGUGCUUGUUGCCUUCUCAUUCAAGGAGGAGGUAUUUGAUGUUUUCCGGUUUCUGCCACAGCCAUUCAAGAGUGAGGACCAUCGGGGUUCGUUGCUUCAAUUUGGAGACCAUCUGGCUCUGGUGGAGGGGUUCGUUGAUCAGAAAUUAGAGCUCUGGGUAUAUGGGGGCAAGAUGCCUACAGAAGAAGAGAAAAGGGGAGGAGAACAAGACGUUGAUGUCGAUGUUGUUGAUGUUGCUGAUGAUUAUGUUGAUGACGGCGAAGAAGCAGCAGCUUUUGAUAUCGAUGUUGUUGAUGUUGCUGAUGAUUAUGUGGAUGACGGCGAAGAAGAAGCAGCAGCAGCAGCUUUUGAUGUCGAUGUUGUUGAUGUUGCUGAUGAUUAUGUUGAUGACGGCGAAGAAGCAGCAGCAGUAGCAGAAGCAUGGACUAAGCACAUCAUCAAUAUCCCAUAUGCUUUCAAAGACCGCGGAUGUAGUUUACUUGGAAACCUCCCGACAGGUGAGAUGUUAAUGACUGGUACGCACGUAGCACAGGAAGAAGAAGGGACUAAUAACAGUAAUAGCAAGUCACUGCCCCUUGUGCCUGUCAUGCCUCCUCUUUAUUCAUACGACCCCACUAAGGAAAAGUUUCAAGAGCUUGUAAUUGGCAACAAUUUCCAGACCCCUCUCCUACCUUCCAUCGGAAUGGACAGUAACAAGCUCCAUAUAUACCAGUAUGUGGAAGAUAUCAGACCAUUGGAAAAUUUGAUUAGAGGAGAUGAGUCCAAUCUUGGAGGAACUUAGAGCUUGAAGAAACUGAAGAUGGGUGAUUGGAAUUUUGGUCACUGUCUUGCCAAAUGAACUUGAAGAGCCUGAAGAUCAGUUCUUUGCUCAACUAUUACAUGUGAUGUCCCCACUCUUUCUUUAUGUUUUUUGUUUUAACGGUUAUUUAUGAUUGUGGUUUCAUUGUAUUUUGGCUACUGACAAGGAAAAGUAUUUGGAAUUCAAAAUAUGUUUGAAUGUUA